Synchiropus splendidus (mandarinfish) is the source of this 5664-nucleotide messenger RNA. Its product is annotated as protein RRP5 homolog. Gene Ontology annotation, biological process: rRNA processing. Gene Ontology annotation, cellular component: small-subunit processome; nucleolus; nucleus. The record is from RefSeq and is a predicted model, not a curated record. Gene Ontology annotation, molecular function: RNA binding; protein binding. The transcript has 36 exons. The coding region runs from base 139 to 5532 and encodes 1797 amino acids. NCBI's taxonomy places the organism in Eukaryota, Metazoa, Chordata, Actinopteri, Syngnathiformes, Callionymidae.
GGUCGGAGCUUAGAAACGCCCGUCUGAGUUUUUCUUCCGGGUUGUGGCCAUGGCGUGCUGACGAACAUGUGAGUUUGGAGAUCUACAAUCUGGCGACUGAAGACUUCAACCGACUCGCACCUGACUAUUAAUCAGAACAUGGAUUUUGUGGAAGAGGACUUCCCCAGAGGUGGGACCGACAAGCCGGCGACCGCGAGUAAAAUCGUGGUCCCGAGGGCUGAAGUGGAUAAUCUUUUCCAGCCAAAGGACGAACCAAAAACGAAAAAGAGGAAAGGUGCCAGCAAGGAUGAGGAGGCUAAAGUUAAAAAGAAAAAGGUUGACAAGGAGAAGGGGUCACUUGCUCUCAAUGCAGAAGAGAAGAAGAUACACAUCCUGCAUGCCAAGCAUCUGAAGGAGGGCAUGCUGAUGCUGGGCUGUGUGAAGGAAGUAGCAGACUUUGAAGUGACAGUGGGUUUGCCCUGCGGUCUGCAAGGAAUCCUCAACAUUAAGAACAUCUGUGACUCAUUCACAAAAACACUCACCGAACAACUGGAUUCAGACGACACAGAGGACAUUUGCUCUCUGUCUCAACUCUUCACCCCUGGCAUGCUGCUGAGGUGUGUCAUUGCUAAGAUGGAUGUUGCCUCCAAUGGAUUUAUCACGGUGCAGUUGUCAAUCAACCCCAAGUUAGUAAAUGCAGCUCUCACCUCAAGUUCCCUGAAAGCAGGAAUGGUGUUGAGCGGAUGUGUUGAGAGUAUUGAGGACCACGGCUUCAUUAUCGACAUUGGUGUCAGUGGAACUAAAGCUUUUGCCCCGAGAAAAAAAGUUACCACCCCUGAAGAGCUGAAGGUUGGCCAGUACGUGGUUUCACAAGUCAAACAAGUGAAGAAUGACGGACGUGUUGCUCAGCUUUCUAUCGGUCCUCUCACUCCUGAUCAAGCUGCUGCCAACACACAGCAGGAAUGGAGCCUCAGCAACCUUCUGCCUGGUCUUUUGGUCAAAGCUACUAUCAAGAAGGCCGCCAAACAUGGUCUGAUCCUGGAGUUCCUGUCCUCAUUUAGUGGUCAGGUGGACUUUCUUCACAUGGAGCAAGACCAAAUCUCCCAUUAUUCUGUGGGAGCAGAGGUGCAAGCCAGGCUGCUCUACAUUGAACCAUCCACUCGCCUCAUUGGUAUGAGUCUGCGCAGAUACCUGGUGGGGCUGGAGCCGUCCAUCGAGGCCUGGUCUGGGGCUGGUGACUGCAUUGGUGAGGUGGCCAAGGGCUGCAGCAUGACGUCAAUGCACCACCUGUCUGGAGCCUUGUUGGAACUCCCUGAUAAGAGAGUGGCUUUUGUUCACAGAAACCACCUGAAAGAACCGAGCGAGCGUGAAAAUGUGAAUAAACUGCUGGCGCUGGAAGAUCACACCUGCAGGAUCAUGUCCUUCAGUCCCAUGGAGCAAAUUCAUUUUGCUUCUCUGCGCAAGUCCGUGAUUGAACAGACCUUUUUUAGAUACCAAGAUGUCCAGGUUGGCCAGAUCAUAGAGGGCACUGUGACGACCUUGCUGCCACACGGGAUGAUGGUGCAAAUUUCCAGCCGCAUCAAGGGCCUCGUACCUCGCACCCACCUGUCCGACAUCCUCCUGAAGAAGCCGGAGAAAAAGUACAUGCCUGGAAUGGCUGUAAAGUGCCGGGUGUUGUCAGUGGAUCACGAGAACAAGAGGCUGUAUCUGACCAGAAAGAAGUCUCUGAUCGAAAGCACCCUCCCUCGCUUCCUCAGCUAUAGCGACGCACGGAAGGGUCUGGUGUCACAUGGCUUCAUCGUCAGCAUCAAAGACUUCGGCUGCAUCGUCCGCUUCUACAACGACGUGAAGGGUCUGGUGCCGACUGAGGAACUCUCCAGUGAGCCUUCCAUCAAUCCAGCAGAUGUCUUCUACGUCGGCCAGGUGAUGAAAACCAAAGUCCUUCAAUGCAAUGAGCAGAAGGCAAGGAUGCUCCUCUCCUUCAAGGCUGCACUGGAAGGAGCCGCUGAUGAACCCGCCCCAACACAGCUUGAGUGCGACGUCGGCAGUAUGCUGGAGGCCAAGGUCUUGAGAAAGACCCUGAAUGGUCUCGAGGUGGCGAUUCUUCCGGAGGAGGUGCAGGCCUUUCUUCCCACCACACACCUCUCUGAUCACGUCUCCAACUGCCUGCUGCUUUGGGAAAACCUGCAGGAAGGAGACGUUGUGUCCAACCUCACUUGUGUUUUCAACAACCAAAAAAGGAUUAAUCUCUCCAAGAAACCUUCCGUGGUCAGGUCGCUAGAGGAAGGACAGGCGGCUAAAGAUUUCUCCGAAAUCAAAAUCGGAAUGCAACUUGUUGGUUGGAUCAAGAACAUCAUGACCUAUGGGGUCUUCAUCGAGUUCCCAAAUGGGCUUUGUGGACUGGCACCCACUUCUGCCAUGACCGACAAGUUCUUGAAGGAAACGGCCAACACCUUCCAGAUAGGCCAGACAGUGAUGGCUAAAGUGACCAACCUGGACGAGGAGAAGAAGCGAUUCUUGCUCUCCCUGAGGAUUUCUGACAUCAUUGUUUCUCCGACCGACGCACACACAAGACUCAUCAACGGACUGAAGGAGAGAAGAGCUGCCGCUGAAAUGUUGUCGACGAGAGAUUCCAGCGGUCUGGUCCAGAAACUGGCUGCACUGACUGUGGGUCAGAGGUUGAAGCUGAGUGUCGAUUCUGUCUCGGAGGACGGGGGUGCCACAUUCAAGAGCGACGAUUUGGCCGGGGCCAAUAUUGUGGCCAACAAGAUCCACGUGGGUGGAAAUAUCAGUGUUGGGCAACAAGUGGCGGCUGUCGUGCUCUACGCUGACGUCUUCUCUGCUUGUGUGCACGUGUCUAUGCUGCCCAAGCUGAAUGCCAAGAAGACCACACUGGAUGUGGACACCUCAUACACGGCGAUAGUGCAGCAUGUUGUCGGCGACUUUGCCGUGGUCUCACUGGGAAACACCGCUCAGUUCACCAUGAUACAGACAAGGAACCACCUGAAUCAGAUCUUCAUGACAGAGGGGAUGAAGGGCGGGAUGGUUUUGGCUGCCGAGGUUGUUGAAGUCAGCUGUGAGGAAUUGCAAGGGCUCCCUCUAGUGUCUUGGAAGUACACCGAUCGAAAACAGCGCACAGAAUCCCAGAGCGAAGACAAAGGUCAGCACCGCUUCGGCGACAUCCUUCAGGGCAAAGUGCGGACUGUGAAGCCCACCCGUGUGGUGGUCUCGCUCGAGGACGGCAGCUCGGCCAACAUUCACGUGUCUGAAAUGAUGGAGGCCGAAAGUCUGACCGUCAGGUCCUUUCCUACGUCUACUGUUGUCGUGGGAAGCAUGGUCACAGCCAGAGUCAUCGGAGGGCGGGAAGCUGUCAGUCACAGGUUCCUGCCCUUCUCUCAUCCAAGGUUCUCCUACAAAGUUCCCGAGCUCACCAUCGUACCAAGCAAACUCAAUCCGAAGGUGCCACUGAGCCAGAACAACGCAAAAGAUCUUUUGAGCAGCUACGCGGUCGGGGAUGAAAUCACAUGCUUUGUAUCAAAGUUUAUACCAAAGCCCAAGAUACUGGAGGUCACAAUUGGUCUUUCUCUCACUGGAACAGUUGAACUGCUCGCCAUGAUCAAAGACCCAAAGGACUACAACCAUCCAGACAAGCUCUACAAGCCCGGCCAAGUGAUCCGAGCCAAAAUAGUGGCAAAUGGUGUGAAACCACAGCUGUCAUUAAUAGAUUAUCACGAACUUAAGAAAGACACUGUCACACUGGGCAUUGUGACCAGCAUUCACCCUCACACCGGCGUCCAUGUCAAGCUUCCGUUCGGUGGCUCCGGGGCUGCUUCUAUCACUGACCUGGCAGACGCGUACAAGCCCAAACUGCUGGAAACUUUCAAGAAGGAGCAGCUGGUCAGGUGUUACCUGCUGUCUCAGGAAAAUGGAAAGUGGCGCUUGUCUCUCCGUCCGUCAAGAGUGGUCCCGGAGACAGCCAAGCCAGCGAAGGACCCAGAGGUUAAGUCCUUAGAAGACAUCAGCGUGGGACAGGUGGUCAGAGGUUACAUCAAGUCUGUUGGUGAUAAAGGAGUCUUUGUGAUGUUGUCAGGCACCAUCACAGGAAGAGCUCAGUUCCAGAUGACCACCAAGUACUACAUCAAAGACCCCAAGGUUCUCGCUGAGCACCUGCCUCUGAAUGCUUUGCUCACCACCAAAAUCAUCAGCGUUGACAGGGAACAGAAGCUGGUGGACCUCUCCUUGCUCUCCGAGGACACAGGGAAACCUGACGUCCUUCCAGAGUCGCUUGGUCUGAGCUUGCGUCUGGUCGGUGCAGAGAAAUUAAGGCACGACGCUAUCAUUAAAAAGAAGCGAGGCAUUUCUGCAACUGAGGAGCAGGUCCCCAAGAAGAAAAAGAAGACGAAGAAUGAGGACAGUGACAGUGGAGUGGAGGUCUACUUCAGGGAGGAGGAAGAUGGAGGCGAUAAAAAACCAGCAAAGCCUGCAGCAAAAGAGCAGAAGGCGGCCAGUUCCGCAGCUCCAUCCAGAUUGCAGGUAGCAGCAGGUUUCUGCUGGGAUGUGGGUCUCACCUCACUGAAGCCUGCUUCAGAUGUGAAAGAUGAAGAUUCUAGUGAUGAAGAGGACCAGGAGGACAGCAGCAAGCCCCAGAAGAAGACUCGGCAUGAGCUGGAGAAGGAAAAGAAGGCUGCGGAGAAGGCCCUUGUGCAGCGUGAGACGGAGCUCAUGGACCCCAACCUGAGGCCGCAGGACGCCGCAGCGUUUGAGCGCUUGCUGUUGGCGUCGCCCAACAGCUCGCUGCUGUGGCUCCAGUACAUGGCUCAUCAUCUCCAGGCCACGCAGAUCGAGCAGGCCAGGGCAGUGGCCGAGAGGGCUCUCAAAACCAUCUCCUUCAGGGAAGAGCAGGAGAAGCUGAACGUGUGGGUGGCGCUGAUGAACCUUGAGAACAUGUACGGCACAGAGGAGAGUCUGAAGAAAGUGUUUGACCGGGCGCUGCAGUUCUGUGAGCCCAUGCCUGUUCACCAGCAACUGGCUGACAUCUAUGCCAAGUCAGACAAGGUCAAGGAAGCGGAGGCCAUGUACAAGUCUAUGGUGAAGCGUUUCCGACAGGAUAAAGCUGCGUGGUUGAACUACGGAACCUUCCUGCUGCAGCGAGGCGAGAGCGAUGCGGCUGCUGGUCUCCUGCAGAGGGCGCUGAAGAGUCUGCCCACGAAACAAAGCGUGGAUGUCAUCGCCAAGUUCGCCCAGCUGGAGUUCCGUUACGGAGACACGGAGCGAGGACGAGCCAUGUUUGAUAAAGUGAUGACAAGCUACCCGAAACGAACGGACCUGUGGUCAGUCUUCAUCGACCUCAUGAUUAAACAUGGAUCCCAGAAAGACAUUCGGGCGCUGUUUGACCGUGUGAUCCAUCUGAGUGUGUCGGUGAAGAAGAUCAAGUUCUUCUUCAAACGGUACCUGGAGUACGAGAAGAAGCACGGCACGCCUCAGAGCGUCCAGGCCGUGAAGGAAAAGGCGGUGGCUUUCGUUGAAGCCAAAGGGACCGAAGCUGCCAACUGAAAAUGGAUAGAACUGCACAACUAUUUCCUGAUGUGUUUUUUUUAAAAACAUUUGUACUGAGUGUUUAUUGCCUGUGUUUUUCAAUGGUAAAAUCGUUUGAGUCUUAUGAAUGAUGCGUCUGGCUCAGAAUAA